CUUGAUAUAGCUAAACAAAGAAAAAAGUAUUUUCAGGUAAAUCUUUGAUUUUACAUCUUUCUACAACCGUUAUUUUGUGACAGUAUGGCUAUCAAUCUGUUAUCGACGACGCUUGGCCAAUCAGCAGCAUUAAGCGACAAGCCUAAACACAAUUUUUGCGAAGAUGAUGAAUACAUUUUAAACGGGAUUCGUUUCAUGAAUUUUCGUAUGUUGUCAUCGGAUGAGAUUCAACGGCAUUCUGUGGUGAAGGUAGCCAAUACAUUCCUUUACGAUGGGCUAACAAAUAAUCCUUCCAAGUUUGGCCUACUUGAUCGAAGGCUAGGUGUUGGAACCAAAACUGUUAGAUGUGAAACUUGUAAUCGUGAUUAUAAUGCUUGUGUUGGUCAUUUUGGAUGCAUAGAAUUGGCUUAUCCUGUUUACCAUGUUGGCUUCUUCAACUACACUGUCCAACUAUUACAAUGCAUCUGCAAGCGUUGUGCCCGGGUAUUGUUGCCUAAUGAAUCUCGGCCAAAGUAUCUGCUUAGUAUCAGCGAAGACAUGAAUCCUUUGGCUAAAAAAGCCUUACACAAAAAGAUCGUUGCUCAUUGUAAAAAAAUCAAAAUUUGUCCACAUUGUCAUUUUGAGAACGGACAGAUCAAAAAAUUCCCUUUCAUGAAAAUAUUCCACCUUAUAAAAGCCAAAGAAACGGAAUUAUUGAGUUCAUUAUUCUAUGGUGAAGAGAUGAGUAGUAAGACUGAUCGCAAUAAUAAGAUUUCCGUUGAUGAAGUAGAAAAUUAUUUGGGAAAUUCUUUUGAAUUUCUUACCCCACAUAAUGUGCUUAAACUAUUUGAAAAAAUUCCCAAGUCAGAUUAUCUCUUUUUGUUACUUUUGGACAAUUCGCCUAUGGAUCUAAUAUGUACACAUCUACCGGUACCGCCAUGCAUUAUUAGGCCAUCAGCUCAUAAUAACACCGGAUUGAGAUCGGUCGAAGAUGAAUUAACCAUGAAAUUGAAUGAAAUAUUAAUUGCAAAUGAAGCGCUUAAAAAGCGAAUUCAAGAUGGUACCGUCUUUAUCAAAAUGAUUGACGCUUGGGAUUUUCUUCAAGUACUAGUCUCUGUUUAUAUUAAUUCGGAUGUUCGUAAUUUACCUCCUCAACACAAUUCGGUAGCUUCCGGACAAGGUAUCGCACAACGUCUCAAAGGCAAAGAAGGCCGAUUUCGUGCAAAUCUAAGCGGCAAACGUGUCAACUAUUCAGCUCGUACUGUUAUAUCCCCAGAUCCAAAUUUAGCCAUCGAUGAGGUGGGCAUACCCUUGAAGAUAGCCACUCAUAUGACUUUCCCUGUAGUGGUCACUCCAUUUAACAAGAAAUAUUUGCAGCACCUAGUUUUGAAUGGUCCUAACCAACAUCCUGGUGCAAUCUUCAUAUUGAAUGAACAUCGAAAAGUACAUCUAAAUUAUGUAGAUCGGAAGCAUUUUGCAAGUAAGCUCCAAUAUGGUGAUAUCGUUCUCCGACACAUGAUAAACGGUGAUUAUGUUUUGUUCAAUCGACAACCAUCACUCCAUCGUCUAUCAAUCAUGUGUCAUCGUGUUCGUAUACAUCCAGAUCAAACAUUCAAAUUUAACGAAUGUGUUUGUUCGCCUUAUAACGCCGAUUUCGAUGGCGACGAGAUGAAUGUUCAUUUUAUGCAGACGGAAGAAGCAAAGGCUGAGGCUGCCACCUUAAUGCAAUCCAAGUUUAACCUUAUUUCACCUAGAAAUGGUGAACCAGUCAUUUCACCAAUUCAGGAUUUUAUCACAUCUAUCUAUUUGAUGACUAAACGUGAUACAUUUUACAGUCGGCCCGAAUUCUACCAAUUGCUUGGCAUGCUUUUGGGUCAUAAUGAUUGCCGUAGGAAAAUUUGUUUACCCAAACCGGCCAUUAUCAAACCGGUACCAUUGUGGACUGGUAAACAAAUAGUUAGCAUGAUUCUUAAGCCAUUCGAAGACUGUGAUUGUCGUUUAAAUCUUAGAUUCAAGGCUAAAGCAUAUAGCUCUGAUGAGGAAUUUUGCAUCAACGAAGGAUAUAUAUGGAUUCGCAAUUCUGAGCUUAUUUGCGGAACAUUGGAUAAAUCGGUGAUUGGUGGCGGUUCAAAAAAGAACAUUUUCUAUCUUAUUCUCAAGGAAUACAAACCAAGUGAUUCAAUCGACACUAUGCUCAGGCUGUGUCGUGUAUCCAGCUUUUACAUAACAAAUCAUGGAUUCUCGAUCGGCAUCGAUGAUGUGACACCAACACGUGCUUUGAUUGAACAGAAAGAGAUGCUCGUUUCAAAAGGCUACACCAAUGUCAAAACCUACAUUGAUCGAUUCAAUCGUGGCAUAUUAAAUCCGAUUACCGGUUUGACUCAUGAACAGACACUUGAAUCAUUGAUUCUCAAAGAACUGUCCGAAAUUCGUGAUCAUGCUGGCAAAGCUUGCAUCAAACAAUUAAGUCAUCGAAAUUCUCCUCUGGUCAUGGCAAAUUGUGGCUCGAAAGGUUCAUACAUAAACAUCUCGCAGAUGGCCGUUUGCGUUGGCCAACAAUCGAUUCGUAACCAACGAGUACCCGAAGGUUUCAACAAGCGUGUUCUUCCUCAUUUCAAUUUCUCCGAUCGUUCACCAGAAGCACGCGGAUUUGUUGCCAAUUCGUUUUAUUCGGGACUAAAUCCUUUCGAGUUCUUUUUUCAUGCGAUGGCUGGCCGUGAAGGAUUGCUUGAUACGGCGGUUAAAACGGCCGAAACUGGUUACAUGCAACGGCGGUUAAUUAAAGGCCUUGAAGAUUUAGUUGUACAUUAUGACUACUCUGUACGUAAUAGUGAUGGCGAAAUCAUUCAAUUUGAUUAUGGAGAUGAUUGUCUCGAUCCGAUCAAUAUCGAAUCUGAUGAUAUGUUUGCUGAUUUUGGAUAUUAUUGGAAUCACAUACUCAGCAUCAAUUCAUAUCCACAAGAACCAACACUAAAUUGUAAUCAGAUUCGCUGCUCUGUGCGUGAAAUUUUAAAACGUAAAGAAUUUAAGGAUUCCAUACUUUCAUUUUAUGAGGAAAAAAUCCAGACAUUUUUCAAUGAUCAAGUUAUUAAACAAUUGGAGAGGCUGGAAAUUAAAGAACACUUAUCUAAUAUUCAAAACGAGGGACACAUUCGAAUUUGCUCUGGUCAUGUGGAAUCAUUCUUGCAACGAAUUCGUCAUAAAUUGAUGGAAUCAAAAAUCGAUCCAGGCACAGCGAUUGGUGCCAUAUGUGCUCAAUCGAUUGGGGAACCGACAACGCAGAUGACAUUAAAAACGUUCCACUUUGCGGGCGUUGCCUCUAUGAACAUCACUCAAGGUGUGCCUCGUAUCACUGAGAUUAUAAAUGCGACAAAAAAUCCAUCGACGCCGUUCAUAAAAGCUCAUCUAAUUGAUCCAACAUCGGUUGAGUUGGCUGAAACUGUCAAAUUAAAAGUAGAAAAUGUCUACUUGGAUCAAAUUUGUGAGAAAAUCUAUCAGACCUUUAUUGAUGGGAUAUUAUGCUAUAUACUUAAACUAAAUCAAUUGGUCUACAAACAGUUACAUUUAAAUGAGAGCAUGGUUGAAGAGGCGAUCAACGCACAACUCAAGCCGGAUAUUUGCAAGAUUAUCUUUCCUUAUGUAAAAAUCUUUCCUAACGUUCGUCGUAUGAUCUAUCUUCCUCGAAUGUUCGAAGAUGAUCUGGCUAAAGUGUUUAUAUCUGGAAAUCGACACGUACAACGUGCUACCAUUCACGAAGACGGUGGCAAAUAUUACAUAAUGAUCGAAGGAAAUGGGUUUCUUCAUGUUCUCGGGACUGAUGGUGUCGAUUCUCGGCUUACCAAUUCGAAUAACAUCCACGAGGUUGCUGCUGUGUUGGGCAUUGAAGCUGCUCGUGCUACAAUAAUUAGUGAAAUUAAAACGACAAUGAAAGGACAUGGUAUUACGAUCGAUGAACGGCAUCUGAUGCUAUUGGCCGACACAAUGACUGCUUCUGGCCAUGUUGUUGGUAUGACACGAUCUGGCUUCUCAAAGGUGAAAAGUUCCACAAUCAAAAUGGCAUCGUUUGAAAGAACUAUUGAUAACCUUUAUGAAGCAUCUUACUAUAAUAAUCGAGAUUAUCUUCUUGGUGCAUCCGAAUGCAUUAUUGUCGGUGCACCUACCAAAAUGGGAACGGGAUUUUUUGACAUUGUACCUGAUUUGCGAUCAUCUUCAUUGUCAUCAACCAUCUCUAAAAGUAUUGAUUACAAACAUCGAAAAUCUAGAGUGGAUUUAUUUGAUGGCAUAGAGCUUUAAAAUAGAACCCCACAUACUAUGUGAUAAGUCAAUCCAAAACAUUUUUUUGUAUAUACUGGUAUUAUUCGAGUAAUUUUUUGCAUUUCAUUUUUAAUUAAUUUUCUCAUU
Messenger RNA from Dermatophagoides farinae (American house dust mite), 4380 nucleotides. RefSeq names its product RNA polymerase III subunit A (gene Polr3A). Gene Ontology annotation, biological process: DNA-templated transcription. The record is from RefSeq and is a predicted model, not a curated record. Gene Ontology annotation, molecular function: DNA binding; DNA-directed RNA polymerase activity. Lineage: Eukaryota; Metazoa; Arthropoda; Arachnida; Sarcoptiformes; Pyroglyphidae.